UCCGCUACGACCAGAGCCGUGUUUAGGUACAACGUGGGCUUGUUUACACUUUGUUCCGUCACAGGCGGAUUUGUCCCGCUAAUGUAGAGCCGUCAGUCCGCAGAAGUCCGCUGGAAACUGGUCUGUGUGUCUGCGGGAAGAAAUGGGGAAGCCGAAGAAAAAGAGUGAUCUGAGCCGAGCUGAGCUCAUGAUGAUGACCAUCGCUGAUGUCAUCAAACAGCUGGUGGAAGCUCACGAAGAGGGAAAAGACAUCAACCUGAAUAAAGUGAAGACUCAGACUUCAGCUAAGUAUGGCCUGGAAGCCCAGCCUCGUCUGGUGGACAUCAUCGCCGCAGUUCCUCCACAGUACCGCCGAGCGCUGGUCCCCAAACUGAAGGCCAAACCCAUACGAACGGCCAGCGGGAUUGCAGUUGUCGCUGUCAUGUGCAAACCUCAUCGAUGUCCACACAUCAGCUUCACAGGAAACAUCUGUGUAUACUGUCCUGGAGGUCCAGACUCUGACUUUGAAUACUCCACACAGUCCUAUACUGGAUAUGAGCCCACAUCCAUGAGAGCCAUCCGGGCCCGGUAUGACCCGUACCUUCAGACCAGACACCGGGUGGAACAGCUGAAGCAGCUGGGACACAGUGUGGAUAAGGUGGAGUUCAUCGUGAUGGGCGGGACUUUCAUGGCUCUGCCUGAGGACUACAGGGACUAUUUUAUCCGGAACCUGCACGACGCCCUGUCCGGACACACGUCCAACAGCGUGGACGAGGCCGUCAGAUACUCUGAGCGCAGUUCCACUAAAUGUGUUGGAAUCACCAUAGAGACUCGUCCAGACUACUGUCUGAAGAGACACCUCAGUGACAUGCUGGGGUACGGCUGCACCCGCCUGGAGAUAGGAGUCCAGAGUGUGUACGAGGACGUGGCCCGGGACACCAACAGAGGACACACCGUCAGGGCUGUUUGUGAGUCCUUCCACCUGUCCAAGGACGCUGGGUUCAAAGUGGUGGCACACAUGAUGCCAGACCUGCCCAACGUAGGACUGGACCGGGACAUCGAACAGUUUAUAGAGUUCUUUGAGAACCCGGCGUUCCGUCCAGACGGUCUGAAGCUGUACCCGACCCUGGUGAUCCGAGGCACCGGUCUGUACGAGCUCUGGAAGACCGGACGAUACAAGAGCUACAGCCCCAGCACCCUGGUGGACCUGGUGGCACGGAUCCUGGCCCUGGUGCCCCCAUGGACCCGGGUCUACAGAGUCCAGAGGGACAUCCCUAUGCCUCUGGUCAGUUCUGGAGUUGAACAUGGGAACCUGAGGGAGUUGGCCUUGGCCCGAAUGAAGGACAUGGGCACUGAGUGUCGGGACGUCAGAACCAGAGAAGUGGGCAUUCAGGAGAUCCACCACAAGGUCCGACCCUACCAGGUGGAGCUGGUCCGGAGGGACUACGUGUCCAACGGGGGCUGGGAGACCUUCCUGUCCUACGAGGACCCCGAACGGGACAUUCUGAUUGGUCUGCUGCGUCUGCGCCGAUGCUCCGCCCAGUCCUUCCGUCCGGAGCUCAAAGGGGGCGUAUCCGUGGUGCGCGAGCUGCACGUGUACGGCAGCGUGGUCCCGGUCAGCAGCCGAGACCCAAUGAAGUUCCAGCAUCAGGGCUUUGGGAUGAUGCUGAUGGAGGAGGCCGAGAGGAUCGCAACAGAAGAACACGGAUCCAGGAAACUGGCUGUCAUCUCAGGUGUUGGAACCAGGAAUUACUACAGGAAGAUGGGCUACGAACUGGAAGGACCAUAUAUGGUCAAGGAGCUCUGAACCUGGACCUGACCCUGGACCUGGACCACUCUUUCAUCUGCUGUAACGUCGAGCGCCUCCAUCAUCGUCCCAGUCUUUAUGUUCCGUGUCGGCGCCGCUGCGUUGGUUUAAUGUCGCUCCGUCAGUGUUUUAAUGGAGCCCCGCCCCCUUCAGUUCUGCUGCUGAUGCAGAUGAAAUGACAGGAAACGACUGGAUUCCAGGAAUAAAGUCAUGAAGCGUUUACGGACCAGGACCAGAGGGAGGGGAGGGGAGGAGGGGGAGGGGCUGUAAAUGAUGAUGACACACUAGCUGUGAGUGUGUAGGUGUGAGCAGAGGGCAGAGGUCACAGGUCAGUGGGCGGGGCAUCAGAGGUGCAUGUUCUCCAGGUUCUCAUGUUGAGUUCUUACAGUUUUGUUCUUAAAGUUGAAUUCAUGAUGAGGCUGAUGUUUAUGAAGGUCUGAACACUGGGACCGGUCCUGGUUCUGGACCUGGUCCUGGCCCAGCUCUGAUCCCCCUCCAGACCAGACCUGUUCUCUCAGUGGACUUGAACGUGUGCCUGUUUCUUCUGUUUGUGUUUCUGUUCUGCUUUUUCAUCCACAGCAGAGUUCAAAGCUCAGUCUGAGUUCAUUAAAGGUGGAAGAGUUUUACA
Messenger RNA from Sphaeramia orbicularis (orbiculate cardinalfish), 2414 nucleotides. It is a transcript of the gene elp3, whose product is annotated as elongator acetyltransferase complex subunit 3. The record is from RefSeq and is a predicted model, not a curated record. The transcript has 15 exons. Bases 143 to 1786 code for a protein of 547 amino acids. Gene Ontology annotation, cellular component: elongator holoenzyme complex; cytoplasm; nucleus. Lineage: Eukaryota; Metazoa; Chordata; Actinopteri; Kurtiformes; Apogonidae. Gene Ontology annotation, biological process: tRNA wobble base 5-methoxycarbonylmethyl-2-thiouridinylation. Gene Ontology annotation, molecular function: iron-sulfur cluster binding; acyltransferase activity, transferring groups other than amino-acyl groups.